AUGGCGACCCCCGAACAGUACGACUUCAUCGCCCUCGGCGGCGGGGAACCGGCCAAGCUCCUGGCAUGGGAUCUCUCCUCAAAGUAUGGAAAGAAAUGCGCUGUCAUCGAGCAUGGUCCCAUCUCCGGCGCCUGCCCGACUGUCGCCUGCAUGCCCACCAAGACACUCCUCCACUCGGCUCAACUAGCCCACCUCGCGCGCCAGGCCCAGGCAUCCACACCUGGAGCUGCCGGCAACGGUUUCAAUGCAGACAUGGCAAAGGUGUUCGCCCGAAAACAGGAAGUAGUCGACGGCAUGGCCGACCUCUUCCUCGGAAUCUUUGCCGAGACCAAGGCCGAGCUCAUCCGGGGCCACGGCGAAUUUGUCGACCCCAAGACCAUCAGCUGCAACGGGCGCCUGCUCACCGCCGAGACAGUCCUCAUCAACACCGGCUCCAAGGCCUUCGUCGACACAAGCAUCCCCGGCCUGGCGGACGCAAAUCCCCUCACCCACGUCGAGCUCCUCGACAUCAAGACCCUCCCCUCGCACCUGAUCAUCCUCGGCGGCGGCUACGUGGGCAUCGAGUUCGCCCAAGCCUACGCGCGCUUCGGCUCGCGCGUCACCGUCAUCGAGCGCAACGCCCAGAUCCUCGCCAAAGAAGACAGCGACGUCGUCGCCGAACUGACGCGCCUCCUCGCCCGCGAGGGCAUUGACUUCCUCACCUCCACCAGCGUCACGCACGUGAGCGGCACCUCCGGCAGCGAAGUCACUCUCACGCUCUCCCACCCCACCCCUGGCGCCGGCGCCGCACCCACCUCCAUCCGCGGCACGCACCUGCUCGUCGCGGCCGGGCGCACCCCCACCACCGCUAACCUCGGCCUCGCCGCCGCGGGGAUCAAGCUCACCCCAACGGGCCACAUCGCCGUGGACGCGCAGCUGCGCACCUCGGUCCCGGGCGUCUUCGCCGCGGGCGACUGCGCCGGCAGCCCCUACUUCACGCACAUGGGGUGGGACGACUACCGGGUGUUGCUGGGGGUGGUGACGGGGGCGCCGCGCGAGGCGGGCACGAUGGGGAGGCAGGUGCCGUCGGUGCUGUUUACCACGCCGGAGCUGGCGCAUGUGGGAUUGAGGGAGGAGGAGGCUAAGAAGAAGGGGGUGGGGUAUCGCGUGGUGAGGGCGCCGAUGGGGGCGUUUUUGAGGGCGAGGGCGCUGGGGGAGACGGAGGGGUUUGCGAAGGCUUUGGUGGAGGAGGAAGGGGAGAGGGUGUUGGGGUUUACGGCGCUGGGGCCGGGGGCGGGCGAGUUGUUGCCGGUGGUGCAGUUGGUGAUGAAGUUGGGGCUGUCGUAUAAGGAGUUGGUGGACUUGACGAUUGUUCAUCCGACGAUGGCGGAGGGAUUGGUCGAUCUGUUUCGGUCGGUGCCGCCGAGCAGCAAGUAG
Chaetomium globosum CBS 148.51 is the source of this 1416-nucleotide messenger RNA. RefSeq lists its product as uncharacterized. The transcript has a single exon. The record is from RefSeq and is a predicted model, not a curated record. Gene Ontology annotation, molecular function: flavin adenine dinucleotide binding; oxidoreductase activity. Lineage: Eukaryota; Fungi; Ascomycota; Sordariomycetes; Sordariales; Chaetomiaceae. The coding region runs from base 1 to 1416 and encodes 471 amino acids.